CCUAGACCUACCCCACAACUACUGGGCCUGUAAAAAUGCCAACUUUCGUCUUCUUCUGCUCGGCCUAGAGUACCCGACACAUCUACCAAUACUUGGUGUGGUACCGGCCUACCUGCUACUUGAGAGUUUUUCCCCGCUGCUGUCGCGGGCCUAUUCCCGCCACUUGCGGGUUUUCCCCGCUGCAACCCUCAAUGUCACGGCCACAGGUUAAUCGGACGGUGGAAUCCCUCCGCUUACGAGGUGCAAAGGUGUUUGAGAAUAUGACAGAGGAGGACAUUCGGACAUAUGCUGUUGGGCUGCUGUCAGAAUACCUGCAGGCGGGCACUUGGUUCAAACGCCUUUGCUCUCAUUAUGGAGCCCGUGCUCUAGCAGCAGGACUACAGGAAGCAAACAAAGCAGCAAGAGAGCAGGCAACAGCAGCCAGAGCAGCUGCGAUGGCUAACGGCGCAAGCUCUGCUGCGUCAUCGUCAGCGUCCUCGUCAGGGACUAAUGGGAGCCAGUUGGGAAUGCCAACGAGUUCCACAAGUUCCUCGGGCACUUCCGGUUCCACAGGUUCUAGACAGUCUUCUAGUCAAAUGGCGGGCGCGCAGUUCAGCCCGUUGACCUCGCAUGAGAUGGAGCUCAGAGAGAUCCAGCCGGUCGAGAGGCUCCGACGUAAGUUAGAGCAGGACCUGAAAGAUGCUAUCGAUAGAGAAAAUGCGAUGAAAACUAGAGCAGCCAGGCUUGAAACUUUAGAGGCUGACAAGGCUGAAUUAGAGUGCUUGGAUGAGUCAGCAUUGACUGACCCGGUGAAAGUAUUGAAGAAGAAUAUGAUGUCAUUGCACGCACACGUGGACAGCAAAUUAGACUUCAUGCAGAGCACUCUAGACCAGUUCUUGGAUGCUUUGACAAGGCCAGGAUUCCGGCCACCAGCACAAUCGCUGUUGCCGUUAUCGGCGAUGUCAGACCCCUUUCCAGUUCAAGCUGGUACACAACCAAGUGGGGAAAGAAAGGACGAAGAACUCAACACUUGGUUGAGAACGGUCCCGGUUUGGGUGAAGGCCAAAAGAACCUUGCUAGAGGACGAAGUGGUAACUGCGACAUCUUACCUAGAGGGUAAGGCAGCCAAAUGGUUAGAUGGUGUAGUUAUAAAGGCCGGGUAUGGGAGACGCAUGGCGGACUGGGCUAAGUCUCUAACGUUAGACCAGUUUAUGGAAAUGGUAGAAGCUGGAUGGCAUAACCCACAGGCGGCACAAAGGGCCUCUGAUGCCAUUAACAAACUAGACCAACGAAAGUUCAAGUCGGUUAGAGAGCUUACGAUUACUGUUGAGAGCCUGAUCCUCGUCCCAGGCAUUAACUACAGCGACCAGUUCCUCUUGACUACGUUUGUCAGAUGUCUCCCAGAGAACAUCAGGAACUUACUAGCCAGUGAGGCACGCACCGAGUACCACUCGUUUGAGACAUUGUGUAGGAAAGCCUUAGACUUGGAGGCCACGCUAGGCAAUGCUCAACCCACCUCAGGGAAUGACUCAAAGAAGAAGAAGAGUCCUCAGGAAUGGAAGAAGAAGAGGGCUAAGUUGAUGAUGGUUGAGUCAAAUGGGACUCAAACUGAGAUCGACGAACUCUCUGACCUGAUGGACCAUACAGAGUAUGACGGCGAGGAGGUAGCUGAGGGUAGCACCCUCGCCGCAGCAGUCAAGACUAAGGCGGCUGGCCGAGGGAAGGGCCAACCUAGGGGUCAAGGGAAGACCGCCUCCAAUCAGACCAAACAGGCUGAGUGGGUUAAGGCAAGUCUUGAUCAAGACGUGUGGCGUGACCGCCGAACGCGUGGCUUGUAUCAACUGCGGGGAAUACGGACACUCGCAGACCGGGUACGGCACCUUAGUAGACCAGUAGCAUCUAUUUUGGCCAACAAAGAGCGCAUGAUUGUAAUGGACUACAUCAAGGACGUAGUCUGUACCUUCUCCUAUGGAGGAGGAGAGCUUAACCAUAAGAUCUCGUUCUUGGUUAGCGACGACUUACCAUUUGACAUGUUGUUAGGCAUGUACUACCUCAAAGUUGUUGAGCCCCAGUUUGACUGGGAUAAGAAGGUGCUCAAACAUAAGUUGCCCAAUGGCCGAACUGUCAGAUUGACUAAGUUCAAGGCCAGCAGUAUUGUAGAUACCUAUGGCUGCUUGUGUGCAUCAGCGUUCUACAAUUACUACAAGCAAAACCAAGAGGAGGGUAUGUACCUUGUUUAUGUCUCUGAGAAAGGGGAGGCCGGUAAAACACCCCCAGAGAUAGAACGCGUCGUUGCUAAGUUCCCUGAUCUGUUCGAGGAGCCCACAAGAGUUGUUGAAAGGGAAGUCGUCCACACUAUAGAAAUCAUUCCAGGGAUGCUGGCUCAGCAGGAUGGGAAAAAGUUGAGACCGAUUGAGUACACGAGUAAGAAGAUGCCAUCGAAGAAGUUGGCUAAGUCCACCUACGAAAGGGAACUCUAUGCUCUCUACAAGGCACUUGUCCAUUGGAGACACUUCCUUUUGGGAAGGUUCUUCUAUCUGAGGACUGAUCAUCAGACCCUCAAAUGGAUCAAGACUCAACCGACUCUUUCUGAUGCACUCAAGCGAUGGAUUGAGGUCAUAGACCAAUAUGACUUCAAGCUUGAGUACAACAAGGUUGUAGACGCGCUAUCCCGUAGAGCAGACAACCUAGGUGCGCUAGUUUCUGACUUCGGCGUAUCUAAUGAAGUAACUCAAUCAUUGGUGGGAGCCUAUCAGGAAGACACUGUCACGAUGAACAUCAUUCGCAAACUUCAGGCAAAAGACAAGGCCACAGAAAGAUUGAGUGUUUCCAUGGAUUUCAUGGACACCCUAGUGACCAGCAAGAGUGGUAAGAGGCACAUUUUCGUCAUCAUUGACCGAUUCACCAAGUACGCUAGACUAGUACCAAUGCCAGAGACAGCCAGGAGAGAAUACGUCAUCAAGUUGUUCAAGGACAACUGGGUAAGGGACUUUGGUUUACCAAAGACCAUCAUUAGUGACCGAGACGUCCGAUUCACAAGUGAGCUGUGGAAGAAGACUGCGGAACAGAUGGGCAGUCAACUUCAGAUGACUCCAGGGAAUCAUCCCGAAGCCAACGGACAGGCCGAACAAAUGAUCAGAGUUGUACAACACUUGCUGAGGCAUUACAUCAAGGCCAGUCAGGAUGACUGGGAUGAGCAGUUACCUCUCAUCGCCAGCCUGUACAACAAUGCUAUACAUAGCAGUACCGGCAUUAGUCCUAACCAGCUGCACUUAGGAUGGAAGCCUAGAUCAGCACUAGACUUCCUCCUACCUGAAAACCGACCCGCUGCAACUCCAGGCACACUUGAAUACGGUGUGCAAUAUGAGAAAUUGCUGCAAGAGGCUGUUGAACAUAUGAAGAAGGCUCAGCAAGCCAUGAUUGCUUCUGAGAAUCAACAUCGCAGACAGUCCACAUUUCAGGUAGGGGAACGUGUUUGGGUCAAGGCUAGUGAGUUAGGACAGGAGUUCGGAAUAUCUCACAAACUAAUGCCUCAGUACUUUGGUCCCUGGGAAGUCUUGGAUGUAGUGGGAGAUGAGUCGGAUGGUCCCACUUAUGUCAUUCGUGUCCCUGGACACCUACGCACUCACCCAGUCUUUCAUGCCUUGAAGCUGGCACCUUUGGAUGAGACUGAUCAAUUCCCUUCCAGGAGAUCGAUGCUGCCCCCAACCAUGGAUGGACAAGUCGACAUCGAUGACAUUGUGGAUCACCGGGACAUGCCUGUUGCAAAGUCGUUGGGUCGAGGAAGACCUCCUAAACCCAAGAGAGAAUAUCAUGUCAGAUUCAGGCACCACAAAGAUCCCAACGAAGAUCGGUGGUUUACCAAGGAGGAACUGAUUGAGACAGCUCCUCAGGUGGUGGUAGAAUAUGAAAGGAAGCUGAAAGGGAAGGCACCUGCGAAAGUGGACAGUGAAUCUGCGAAGAAAGCGAAGCCAUCUGCACCACCUCAAGGCGAAUUGCUCCUUUCUCUCCCACCAGCUUCUGCACUGCAGGUGUCAAAACAAGCCUCAGCGACUGGGAAAGAAAAAACUACGGGAGGGUCAAAGAAAGGAGGAGCCAGAGCAAGCUGUGGUACUGACAGAAAGAUCACCAGUUUCUUUGCAAAGCCACGAUGAGGUCGACAUAAAACCCCUCCUGUUCUCUCCUCAAGUGGCCUUAUCCGAGCCUGCACCUCAGCAGCCAGCGCAAAAGUUUCUGCAUUCACUGCAAUCAGCAUGAAUUCUCAGAUGCGUGGAUAAAUUUCCCAAUAAACUCUUUGUCCGGGUACUACGUGGAUAGCCUCUGCAACGGAAAAACCAUCUCUGCAAGCAAGUGGAAUCAACAAUGGAAUCAAAAUGGAUUCCUUUUCUCUGGAUAACAUCUGCAACAACCAAACAUCUCUCCAGUCAGCAAUUAAUUAUUGGGUGUCUUGACAAAAUCUUUGUCUGGGGAAUAUCUGCAACGGCAAAAAGUCUGUGCAAUCGACGAUGAAUUCUUGCAUAUCUGAGACAAAACCUUUGUGUGGAUAACAUCUGCGAGCAGGAGAAAUGUGCACAAUCGACAACAAGGUUUGGAACACAUCUGGAUAUAAAAUCUUUGUCUGUACAAUAUCUGUGACGGCGAAAAGCCUCUGCAAUCGACAACAUUUUCUGGGUCUCUGAUCUUUGUCUGGACAAUGUGUGCAAUCAACAACGAAUUCGUUCGUGUGCGGGUGACUUUGCAGUGUUGCUCCAUCUUCUCCUAGUACGUUGUUCAUUCUCGUAGGCAGUAUCCUGUGGGUGUGCGGAAGGAGCAAUUCUGUGGGGUUUCAGUUCUAUAGCUUUGCACGAUCUUCUCUCCAGGUUCUUAGAUGCUCGUGGGCCCACUUUUCAAUUGCUUGUGAGCUUGACACAAGCAUAUACCAGUCUGUACAGUGGGCCAAUCGGCCAGGACAGGCUGCAGUCCCAGGCAGUCCCUCUAUCUCUCAGCAGAAUGUGUCGCUGCUUCGCUGCUCUCUCUCUCUCUCUCUCUCUCUCUCUCUCUCUCUCUCUCUCUCUCUCUCUCUCUGUGUGUGUGUGUGUGUGUGUGUGUGUGUGUGUUGUCAUAUUUGCUAUACAGUGUAUACACUCAAAAAAGCAUGACUGUGCCAGACUGUGUCGUCGGACUUUCACCGACUCAUCAGGAGGUUGCGUGUGUAGCUGUGAGCAUUCCUACUACGGAACUAAGUGGAUCUACCUCGAGUCACAGUGGGGACUACCUAUUCCUGGCAGGCUGAAUAGGAAAUCUAUAGCAGCUGUAGUUUCCCAGGUUUCGUUUGGGAUGAGUGUGUGUACAGGCAGAUGCUUCAGGACAAGGAGGCGGUUGUGUUUGUCUUCUUGAUAUUACUGAGCCAUUUUUGUGUGCAUGUUUACCACUUCAGGAAGUCGUUUCAUUGUCAGCGAUGGUAGCAGUCACAGGCAUGAGGGACAGUUAUUGGAGGUACAUGGUGGGAAAGUCAUUUAUCUCAUCUUCCUCAUCUGUGCUUUGGAGCUUCUAACAGGUGAUGCCUAUAUUGGAGAGACGCGGUGGGAUAGCCAUUCGAGCUUCCAGGAAUAAGGGGAAUGUGACCAAUAAGUUUCAUCUUCUACCACGUGAUUUCAAAGUUACUCCUGUUUGCAGGGACCGACCUGCAAACCUUGCAUGUUAAGAAUCCAACGAGGAUUAUGGACAGCCUAACUUUGGAGGGUCAGCUGCAGUGUUACAUGCUGAGGGUCAAUUGGAUAUGGACUCUGGCGAUGAUUGGUGACCGAGCACGAAAGGCAAUGAGAAAAACAUUAUGGAUUGGUUGCAUUCAGUUGUCGGGAGAUGAAUGUGAUGAGCAACACACUGGGGCACGGAGAGAGAGCGAGAGAGAGAGGGAGGAGAGGGGGGGGGGGAGCGAACUGUCUGUAUGUUAUCACAUUCUGUGCUUUGUGUUACUUUAUCUUGGAGAUAAGUGCGUUGUUCUGAGAA
Chara braunii is the source of this 5967-nucleotide messenger RNA. The record is from the annotation of a GenBank genome assembly. Lineage: Eukaryota; Viridiplantae; Streptophyta; Charophyceae; Charales; Characeae.